Messenger RNA from Aspergillus steynii IBT 23096, 1330 nucleotides. RefSeq names its product putative 3-methyl-2-oxobutanoate dehydrogenase. The record is from RefSeq and is a predicted model, not a curated record. The transcript is spliced from 3 exons. Lineage: Eukaryota; Fungi; Ascomycota; Eurotiomycetes; Eurotiales; Aspergillaceae. Gene Ontology annotation, molecular function: catalytic activity. Bases 79 to 1239 code for a protein of 386 amino acids. Gene Ontology annotation, biological process: branched-chain amino acid catabolic process; response to nutrient.
CUUCUCCUUUCCUCUCGUUUGGGCUUUUUUGCUGCCGUGGUUCUCUUGCUGUACUAUUCCUCCAUACAUCCUGCCAAAAUGGCCCCCCUUCGAGUCCCAAGGCUACUAUUACAGCAGCAACCUCGUCGGCUGUACUCAGGUGUCCCUUCCUCUGCUUCACGACUCAACCUACCGAUCGACUACAAAUCCACGCCAAUCCUUCAUCACACCUCGUCGUCCCUUUCCGAUGCCCUUGACCUCCCUAGCUCGACGACAACCAAGACCUUGAACCUCUACCAAGCCAUCAAUUCCGCCCUCCGAACCGCCCUUGCCUCGUCGAACAAGGUGAUGCUCUUUGGAGAGGAUGUCGCAUUCGGCGGUGUGUUUCGAUGCUCAAUGGAUCUACAAACGGAGUUUGGGUCGGAGAGAGUCUUCAAUACACCGUUGACAGAACAGGGGAUUGUGGGAUUUGCCAUUGGAGCCGCAGCACAGGGAAUGAAACCCGUCGCGGAGAUCCAGUUCGCCGAUUACGUGUUCCCGGCAUUUGACCAGAUUGUCAAUGAAGCUGCGAAAUUUCGGUAUCGUGAGGGUGGUACAGGAGUAAAUGCAGGUGGAAUGGUGGUAAGAAUGCCAUGUGGGGCGGUCGGACAUGGUGCUCUGUAUCAUACGCAAUCCCCGGAAUCACUGUUUGCUCAUGUCCCGGGUGUACAUGUCGUCAUGCCACGAUCACCAUCACAAGCCAAGGGGCUUCUCCUCUCAUCGAUCUUUGAACACAACGACCCGGUCAUCUUCAUGGAACCGAAGGUGCUCUAUCGAGCAGCGGUGGAGCAGGUUCCGAAUGAAUACUAUACUAUUCCCCUGGGCAAGGCGGAGAUCCUAAAGCCCGGUAACGACGUCACAGUCAUCUCAUAUGGUCAGCCGUUGUAUCUCUGCUCGGCUGCCAUCGCUGCUGCCGAAAAGGCCCUUGGCGCUAGCAUUGAGUUGAUCGACCUGCGAACAAUAUACCCGUGGGACCGAGAGACAGUCUUGGAAAGUGUAAAGAAAACCGGUCGGGCGAUCGUGGUUCAUGAAAGCAUGAUCAACUACGGAGUGGGCGCCGAGGUGGCUGCUACCAUCCAAGACGGAGCCUUUCUGCGGCUCGAGGCCCCGGUAAAGCGAGUCGCGGGAUGGAGUACGCAUACGGGUCUCUCCUACGAGAAGUUCAUCCUGCCAGAUGUCGCAAGAAUAUACGAUGCCAUCAAGCAAACGCUCGAUUACUGAGGCCGUCCAUGUAACGCGCUGGUCCGACCGAGGAUGUAUAUAGAUAGAAUUUGCCGACGAGAGUCAGGCUAGAAAAUAUGACGAAUUUUCC